AUGAAGUACUUCACCGCCAUCACUGUCGCUCUCAUGGCCUCCCUCCACCUCGCCGGCGCUGCCCCAGCACCUCAACCCGAGGCCGCAGCCGAAGCCGAGGCCAACCUCUUCACCCGCGCAACCUCAGUGUCCGUCUCCUACGACCCCAAGUUCGACGUGGCAGGCUCCUCUCUCAACACAGUCUCCUGCUCAGACGGCGUGAACGGUCUCGUGAGCAGAUACCCGACCUUCGGCUCACUGCCCACUUUCCCCCGCAUCGGAGGCGCUCCCACCAUCGCCGGGUGGAACAGUCCCAACUGUGGCAACUGCUACUCCCUGCACUACCAGGCUGGCAAAGUCGACAAGACCAUUAAGGUCAUUGCCAUCGAUGCCGCACCUGGUGGCUUCAACAUUGGUACGCAGGCUAUGAACUUGCUCACCGAUAACCAGGCUGUGGCAUUGGGUCGUGUCACGGCUACCUACACCCUACUUGCGGACAGUGAGUGUGGGUUGUAG
This is a messenger RNA of Penicillium manginii, 495 nucleotides long. It is a transcript of the gene aspf13, whose product is annotated as allergenic cerato-platanin Asp F13. NCBI's taxonomy places the organism in Eukaryota, Fungi, Ascomycota, Eurotiomycetes, Eurotiales, Aspergillaceae. The transcript has a single exon. The coding region runs from base 1 to 495 and encodes 164 amino acids. The record is from RefSeq and is a predicted model, not a curated record.